ACGGGUCAAUACACCGAGAAAAAACACACAGAGGUGUAAUUAAACCCGCCAUUUAUGACUUUUAUGGACUUAUUUCACACCGCUGCUUUGAGGUGAAUAUGGGCUGCGGCAGCUCCUCAACUACCGCGGUCCGACCGUUGACACCGGAAGAGGUGAGGGGAGAACAGGAUGAGACAGGAAGUAAAGUGGAUGGUCGUGGAGACUCUGCCGUGUCAAAGGGCACCACAGACAGCGGGGUGGUGAUGGACAACAGAGACGUCCCUUUGUUACCUGGAGCAGUGCCCAAAAAACUUCCUCCUCUAACAUCUGAGUGUGUCAGAGAAAGCGAGGCGGACAGAUUUACACAAGACGGCUUACUGCAGCAGGAGAACACACUGGCGGAGCGUCCAAAGUCCAGUGAGAUCCUGGAAGAGCUGCUGAACCAGGGCAUCAUACCAGUGGGACAGACCAGAGAGAGGGUCAGCGGGUCUGCAGAGGCCUACAGCAUCAUGCUGGAUGACAGGGAAGGGAUCAGGCGAAGGCCUCCUGCCAGACUGGAGUCCCUGAAGGCCAAGAAGGUGGAAAGUUUACCCAGCAGAGAAGAGAUGGAAGAAAAGAUGAGACUGGUUGAGGAGAGACGCAAGUUAAAGGAAGACGAGCUCAAGACACGUUUGAGGACCAAGUCGGCUCGUGUUCGGCGCCCCGCUCCCAUCUCCAGCACAGAUGAGAACGUUGACGCCGCUCUCACCCCUGUGGAGACGUUACAGUCACCUCUCAUCCCGGAACCCCUCGAUCCAAUCUCUCGCAGCCAGAUCCCACGCGAAGCAGCCGAGGGCGGAGAGUGGGCGAGAGAGGCCGGAGGUGACGGCAGAGAAGUAACAGGUGGAGCAAACGUGGAAGAGAAGUGGAGAGUGAGAGGAGACAGCGGAGAUUACAGAGGGGCAGGUGCAGAGAGGGUGAGUGAGAAUGGUGACAGGGAAGUGGGGGGAGAGUUGACCCAGGUGGAGGAGUUCAAGAAGGAUCAGCUCCUCCUUGCAGUUUCGGGGGAGCUGGAGAGCGAUUCUAGCUUUCAACAUGCAGGGUACAAAGAGGAGAUAUUUUAAUUAAUUACAAAAAUGAGCCAUGAAUAAGCACAAAGAGAGAUAAAAGAGAGAGGAGGAGAAGGCCAAUGUCUUUUGCACAGACUAAAGGAGUGUUGAAACUUGUAAAAAGACAGAUGUAUAUUGUUUUAGAAGAAAUUAAGAUCCUACUGGAUAAACUAGGCAUAAACUGUUUGUACUUUCAUAAAAA
Messenger RNA from Plectropomus leopardus (leopard coralgrouper), 1269 nucleotides. It is a transcript of the gene stmnd1, whose product is annotated as stathmin domain containing 1. Lineage: Eukaryota; Metazoa; Chordata; Actinopteri; Perciformes; Serranidae. The record is from RefSeq and is a predicted model, not a curated record.